Messenger RNA from Rhipicephalus microplus (southern cattle tick), 3004 nucleotides. RefSeq lists its product as uncharacterized. Lineage: Eukaryota; Metazoa; Arthropoda; Arachnida; Ixodida; Ixodidae. The record is from RefSeq and is a predicted model, not a curated record. Gene Ontology annotation, molecular function: DNA-binding transcription factor activity, RNA polymerase II-specific; transcription cis-regulatory region binding. Gene Ontology annotation, biological process: regulation of transcription by RNA polymerase II.
UCUCCGGUUAAUCCAGCUUCUGCCAUGGAGCUUUACGAAGAGGCGUUCAAGCUACAGGAAAUGAUCGAGUCAGACAUGCGUGCCGAACUGUCGCCAUCGGGGGGCGACCUGCGCUGUGGCAUGGACGACUCGCUGGACGCCUUCGAGCCGCCCUCCGUCUGGUCCACCGGCAUCUCGCUCAUCUCGGAGCUGGACGGUCUCGAGGGUCUCCUCGUUGAUCCGCAAACCGGACUGCCUUCUCACCACCGGUCCUCCAACGGCUCCGAGCACGCUGCAACUGAAUGUCACGCUCGCGGCUGUCACCACGGCUGCAGCAACAGCGCCCACUGUGCAAACUACAUCAUCAGCGACGUCCUUAGACCAGCUGAGCGUGCAACCCAUGUCGUCCCCGUCCUCACCCGACGACGAGGCGGGAGUGGUGACAACGCUACAAGACGUAGCAACAGCCGACGACACCCUGGCCUCUGGUUCCACCCAAAGCCGGCGUACUCGUACUCCUGUCUCAUCGCCAUGGCAUUACGAAAUAGCAGCACAGGCAGCCUUCCCGUCAAUGAGAUCUACAGCUUCAUGACGGAGAACUUCCCGUACUUCCGGACGGCACCAAGCGGGUGGAAGAAUUCUGUACGCCAUAACCUGUCCCUCAACAAGUGCUUCGAGAAGAUCGAAAAGCCUGGCGCACAGCAGCGCAAGGGCUGCCUAUGGACACUGAAUCCAGCCAGGGCGGCCAAGAUGCACGACGAGCUUUUGAAGUGGAGCCGCAAGGACCCGGUGGCCAUUCGAAGAAGCAUGGCCAAUCCCGAACGCCUUGAAAUGCUUGAACGCGGCCAGCCACAGUCCACCGUUGCCACUUCCGGUGACUCGACACACAACAGUGAAGAGGGCUGAUGCCUCAACUCUGUCCGGAUCGAACCCUAGUCAGACGGAUCGUGCACAUUCUCGGAGAGCACCGCCGAGUCUGCUGGUCCUCUUCAGUGGUAGCCGCAACCGAGAGAUGCUCGGAAAGCAGUGUGGACAUUCUUGAUUCUUUCCUCACACUGGCUGCCCUUCGAUCCGCUACCACUGGUGCCGCAUCGGUGCGGAGUAACUUCUGGGACACCGUUGUGGUACACCUGCUCUCCGGUUAAUGCCUGCCGGCCAAAUCGCAUUCAUUCACCACUGUCUGUCAUGACAUAUCACCCGCUACACUAUACGCUACAAGACUCGACUACGUCCUCGCUGAAUCGGGGUAGUGUGCACCCAGUUCGUGAAAUAUGCAGUGGCCAGCGAUUGCGUGCCCAGCGGUCGGGCGUAUGCCAACUGAGAAAAAAAGCAACAAGAUUUUUAUGCCUUAAGCGGUACACUGUGAGUGGUGCCUUUCCCGUGUUGGGCAGUGUCAGCAUAAGUGAAUGCUGUUGCACGAUUUGCAUUCAGAAAGUGCAUGUAUACGCAGUUUCGACCCAAUGUGCCAUUUCUCAGGCCAGCCAGCACCCUCCCCCCUCCCCAAACACAUUGUAGUGUGUCGCAUAGCUUAAGAAGACAAUAUAUCUGUACCACUCUUUUUAUAGGGGAAUCGUUGAGGGAUCUUCCCUGUUGGCAAUUGCCAAGUUAUUCAGAUUCAACUGACUUGGUAAAUGUAAGCGUUGCAUGAAACGUGAAAAACUUCGCUGUUCACUUUGCAAAUUUAAAUGUUGAACUCAAGUUGUAAUGCAAAAUGGUAACUCGUAAAUGUCAAAAUGGACUUGGCCUUGAGCUGUCGGGCCUGCGAAAACCGCAAGAAGGAUGUGAGUGGAAUUAGUACUUCUGAAAAAAGCCACAUCUUCAAAGAGAUGUAAAACCAUGCAUGCCUGGUGUCGAAUUCCCAGUGACAUUUUUUUUUCCGUUUUUUAUACAGCUGAGCGGUCACGAGAGCUACAGCUCAAAGCUCUUGAACCAUAUUACGGUGAAGACAGUUGUGAUGUGAAAGUACUCUAAUUAUGACCAAUGUUUUUAGUAGUUGUACAUUUGAUAUGUUCUGAAAAGUCUAAGAUCCACCGUAUUUUUACUCCGAUGUUGAACAGUAUUGAACUUGCAACCGUUGAAAAUACUUUGUGCACAGUUUUGCGAGCAUUCCCUAAGCUGGUACUACACAGUUUUUGCUUCCGAUACCCUUGGGAAAAACCUUUUUUGGGAGAUUUCCAAGGUGCUGACCUAUUAACUUUGCCUAGUUUAAGGGCAUUGGGUUUGCCCCAGACGGGCGAACCCGAUGCUAGUGCACUGCAUUGAAUAGGCAGUCCCACUCACGUUGAAGGAAUGAAGAUGGUCUGUUCGUUCGCUUCACAGACAGUUUUACUGUUCACGAAUGUACAGGCAGAUACAUGCAUGAAAUGUGGUUGUGAGGGAACUAUUGAAAAGAGUGCUGCUGUUGACGAGGGGCCACGUCCAUCAACUUGCAAGGUGUGCCGUGUUGAGACAGAGUGGGCUGGCAGUGAAGUGGGUGCGGUUCCGCUGUUGAAGCAGUGGUGCCUCCUGAAUGUGCAAGCAGCUCCCGAUGAUCUCAGUGACUUGCAUGUUUUUAAGCUCUCGGCGGAGAAUAGAAGAAGACUAUUUAUUGACGACAUCCAUCCGAACGCACGCUCCUCCAGGUAUACGGAGGUGGUGGUUCCGUGCCCUGACAUGGAGAAAAAAGCGUAACACAGUUUUGUGGAGCACAUCGAUGAACAGCAACAAUGGAAUAGCUGUUGUGAAAGCGGUGGUUCCACCAUCAACUCUGGUGCUGUACUCCUUUUUUAGCUUUUUUUUUAAUGAGAAAGAUAUUAGUGUGAGGAUAGUAUCCUAAUGUUGGUGAUGAAAAAAAAGAACUGGGGCUUACACAUAACACAUUGAGUCAAAUAUGCACUGUGCCUCUUCGACCAUCUGGUGUAAUACGAGAGACACGAGGUGACGGCAUUGUCUCUGCCUGUGUGACACCUUCAGCGCACUUCAUUUACACUCAUUUCACGGUCAUCAUGUAGUUUUUUAAUGUCAUAAAGAGUAUAUUGACACAAAA